AUGGGCAGCCCAUUGAGCCCUGUAAUAGCCAAUUUUUAUAUGGAGGCAUUUGAGGAAACAGCACUUAGAACUGCAACAAAAAGACCCAGUUGCUGGCUGCGCUAUGUGGACGAUACCUUCGUAAUUUGGAAACACGGAAUAGACGAACUUAAUCUUUUCCUCCAACAUCUAAAUAACAUACACCCCAAGAUCCAAUUUACGAUGGAAAUAGAGAAGGACACACAGCUGGCUUUCUUGGAUGUACUAGUCAACAGACGACAAGACCUAAGCUUGGGACACAAGGUGUAUCGGAAAAACACCCAUACCGAUCGCUACCUGCUCAAUAAUUCAAAUCACCAUCCCGGUCAAAAAAGAGGGGUUAUAAAAACACUUGUUUACAGAGCCCGCCGAAUCUGUGAACCUCUACACAUCAAUGACGGAUUAGAACACCUAGACAGAGCCUUACAAGCCAAUGGAUACCGAGAGCAGACGAUCAGACGAGCCAUAAGACCUAGGAGACCUGUUGAAAGGCAAGAGGGAGAAAAUACACCUCCCAGUGGGGUAGCAUUUCUUUCAUACAUCAGAGGGGUUACUGACCGCAUUGGAAAAUUAUUAAGAAAGAGGAACAUAAAACCGAUCCUCAAACCCACUCGAAAGAUACAAGAACAUCUCCGCUCGGCUAAAGACCCACGAGAUCCACUCUCCUCCGCUGGGGUCUAUAGAAUUCCGUGUCCUUGUGGCUCAGUAUAUGUUGGUACUACGAAACGUAAUAUUAAUACACGUUUGACUGAGCACAAAAGAUCUUGCCGUCUCGGACAAACAGAGAAACCACCCCUGGCCGAACACACAAUAACACAGGAAGAUCAUCAUUUUCUGUUUCUGAUCAUCAAUUCUGUUCAAUAA
This is a messenger RNA of Sitophilus oryzae (rice weevil), 882 nucleotides long. RefSeq lists its product as uncharacterized. The coding region runs from base 1 to 882 and encodes 293 amino acids. The record is from RefSeq and is a predicted model, not a curated record. The transcript has a single exon. NCBI's taxonomy places the organism in Eukaryota, Metazoa, Arthropoda, Insecta, Coleoptera, Curculionidae.